This is a messenger RNA of Momordica charantia (bitter melon), 1012 nucleotides long. RefSeq lists its product as uncharacterized. The record is from RefSeq and is a predicted model, not a curated record. Lineage: Eukaryota; Viridiplantae; Streptophyta; Magnoliopsida; Cucurbitales; Cucurbitaceae.
AACUGUACAACAACCAACAAUUAUCAUCAUCGAAUCGAUUUCAGUUUUCUCUCACGAACACACAAAUCAAUUCCCUGCGAUUAUGGAGAGCCUUUCUGGAGCAUCAUCAUCAUCAUCAUCAUCAUCGGUGGAAUUUGUGUUUUUCGAUGAUUUCGAUUUCGAAUUUGUUGAUGAAGUCGAACGCCUCUCGAACUGGGAGUUCCUCGAUGCUUCCGAUGCGGAAAUGGACGGAAGCGGAGAUGGAGAGGGGGUAGACAGUAGCGUCGACGGCAGAGUCCCUGCGGAUCUUCGGGAAAGGCUUUCUCCUGUUGCGGCGGUGCCGAUUUCACUCGCGGAGGACCGAAUCGACGAUCGUGUAGGGGUUUAUUUGCUUCAGGAUCUGGAAGACGGAUUCGCGUACGGUUACGACGGUAACCGCUGCGAUUACGAGGGCGCGGAGGAGGAUGAAGCCGACGAUGAUGGAGAUGAGUACGAUUUGGACGACGAACUCGUCCCGUGGUCUGUCAGUGGGAAACUCGGACGGCAGAGGAUGAGAAAAUUGGGGAAAAGAGGUUUUACGAGGAUGUAUAACUCGAAGAGAUCGCCGUUUCUGUUCACCAAGCCUGGAUGUGUCCGCGGCAAGCACGGACUCGGCUUGAAGCACAGUUAUUAGAUCAAGAACUCUGCGAUCAAGCGCCUCAAAAAGGUAACCGGAUCAAAUUCCAAUUUGGCUUAGAAGUAAAUAGAUGUAAUAACAAAGCAGUAGUUGCGUUUGUUGUAAUUAGUAAGUAGUUACCCUGCAAAUUGAAUUUGCUGGGAUGGUUUCUGUUGAACACUAACCCGCUUGUUUGUAAAUCAAUCAUCAAUCUAUGUCCAGAAAAUUGACAUGCCUUGUUGUUGUUCUUAGCUAAUUAAUUCAGUUGUUUGCUACAGUACAAUCUAGGGCAUUUUGUGGUUCAUGUAAUUUGUACAAAAAAUCUGGAAAUAUGCCAACUGAUUCUGGACAAUUGACAUGUGUUUCUAUUUUGUUUCA